CGUGGGGGGGGGAGGAGAGAGCGAGCGAGCGAGCGAGGCGUGGUCAUCCCGCGAUGGCGGCCCCGGCCCUGAAGCACUGGCGCACCACCCUGGAGCGGGUGGAGAAGUUCGUGUCGCCGCGCUACUUCACCGACUGUAACCUCCGCGGCAGGCUCUUCGGAGACAGCUACCCGCUGGCCGGCCUCUCCCGCUUCCUGACGCCCGAGCGGCUUCCCUACCAGGAGGCUGUCCAACAGGACUUCAGCCCCACGCAGGUCGGCGACAGCUUCGGACCCACGUGGUGGACCUGCUGGUUCCGGGUAGAGCUGAUCAUCCCCGAAGCAUGGGUGGGCCGGGAAGUUCACCUUUGCUGGGAAAGUGAUGGAGAAGGACUGGUCUGGCGUGAUGGGGAACCUGUCCAGGGAUUGACCAAAGAGGGUGAAAAAACCAGUUAUGUCCUGACUGAUAAGCUGGGAGAAGGAGACCCCCGUAGCCUAACCCUCUAUGUAGAAGUAGCCUGCAAUGGGCUCCUGGGGGCCGGGAAGGGGAGCAUGAUCGCAGCUCCUGACCCUGAGAAGAUGUUCCACCUGAGCCGGGCCGAGCUGGCUGUGUUCCAUCGGGACGUCCACAAGCUCCUGGUAGAUCUGGAGUUGCUGCUGGGCAUAGCCAAGGGCCUCGGGGACGACAACCAGCGCAGCUUCCAGGCCCUCUACACAGCCAACCAAAUGGUGAACGUGUGUGACCCUGCCCAGCCUGACACCUACCCAGUGGCCGCAGCCCUGGCCUCCAAGUUCUUUGGCCAACGUGGUGGUGAAAGCCAACAUACCAUCCAUGCUAUAGGACACUGCCACAUUGAUACAGCCUGGCUCUGGCCCUUCAAAGAGACCGUGCGGAAAUGUGCCCGGAGCUGGGUGACAGCCGUGAAGCUCAUGGAGCAGAACGCCGAGUUCAUCUUCGCCUGCUCCCAGGCACAGCAACUCGAGUGGGUCAAGAGCCACUAUCCUGGCCUGCGAUCCCGGCUCCAGGAGUUUGCCUGCCGUGGGCAGUUUGUGCCCGUGGGGGGCACCUGGGUGGAGAUGGAUGGGAACCUUCCCAGUGGAGAGGCCAUGGUGAGGCAGUUUCUGCAGGGCCAGAACUUCUUCCUGCAGGAGUUUGGGAAGAUGUGCACUGAGUUCUGGCUGCCAGACACAUUCGGCUACUCAGCACAGCUCCCCCAGAUCAUGCGUGGCUGUGGCAUCACACGCUUCCUGACACAGAAAUUGAGCUGGAACUUGGUGAACUCCUUCCCACACCACACCUUUUUCUGGGAGGGGCUGGACGGUUCCCGUGUGCUGGUCCACUUCCCACCAGGAGACUCCUAUGGGAUGCAAGGCAAUGUGGAGGAGGUGCUGAAGACCGUGACCAACAACCGGGACAAAGGGCGGACCAACCACAGUGCCUUCCUCUUCGGCUUCGGGGACGGGGGUGGUGGCCCCACACAGACCAUGCUGGACCGCUUGAAGCGGCUGGGCAAUACUGACGGGCUGCCCAGGGUGCAGCUGUCGUCUCCAGAGCAGCUCUUCAUGGCACUGGAGAGAGACUCGGGACAGCUGUGCACAUGGGUCGGAGAGCUCUUCUUGGAGCUGCACAAUGGCACCUACACCACUCAUGCCCAGCUCAAGAAGGGGAACCGGGAAUGUGAGCAGAUACUGCAUGACGUGGAGCUGCUCAGCAGCCUGGCCCUGGCCCGCAGUGCCCAGUUCCUCUACCCAGCGGCCCAGCUGCAACACCUCUGGAGGCUCCUGCUCCUGAACCAGUUCCAUGAUGUGGUGACUGGAAGCUGCAUCCAGCAGGUGGCAGAGGAUGCCAUGAGCCACUAUAAAGACAUUCGUUCCCAUGGCAGCGCGCUGCUUGGUGCUGCGGCCGCAGCCCUGUGCGCUGGGGAGCCCGGGCCUGAGGCCCUCCUCAUCGUCAACACGCUGCCCUGGAAGCGCACGGAAGUGGUGGCCCUGCCCAGGUCUGGCGGUGCCCACAGCCUAGGCCUCAUUCCCAGCCCUGGUGACGGUGCCCAGCGUGGGCUAUGCCCCGGCUCCCACCCCUACCUCACUACGGCCCCUGCUGCCCCAGCAGCCCGUGUUUGGUGGGCCCGGGAGAGCCCUUCAGACUCAGCUCAAGGACCCUUCCUAUCCAAGACUGAUGGCUCUGUGACUCUGGACAAUGGCAUCAUCCGGGUGAAACUGGAUCCUACUGGCUGCCUUAUCUCCCUAGUCCUGGUGGCCUCUGGCAGGGAGGCCAUUGCUGAGGGCGCCCUGGGGAACCAGUUUGUGCUGUUUGAUGACGUGCCCUUAUACUGGGAUGCAUGGGAUGUCAUGGACUACCACCUAGAGACACGGAAGCCUGUAUUGGGUCAGGCAGGAACCCUGGCUGUGGGCACUGAGGGUGGCCUCCGGGGCAGCGUCUGGUUCCUGCUGCAAAUCAGCCCCAACAGCCGACUCAGCCAGGAGGUUGUGCUGGAUGUUGGCUGUCCCUAUGUCUGCUUCCACACCGAGGUGCACUGGCAUGAGGCCCACAAGUUCCUGAAAGUGGAGUUCCCUGCCCGCGUGCGCAGCACCCAGGCCACCUAUGAGAUCCAGUUUGGGCAUCUACAGCGACCUACCCACUCAAACACCUCUUGGGACUGGGCUCGAUUUGAGGUUUGGGCCCACCGCUGGAUAGAUCUUUCAGAGUGUGGCUUUGGGCUAGCCCUGCUCAACAACUGCAAGUAUGGAGCAUCAGUGCGAGACAAUGUCCUCAGCCUCUCGCUGUUGCGGGCACCUAAGGCCCCAGAUGCUACUGCUGACAUGGGGCGCCAUGAAUUCACAUACGCCUUGAUGCCACACAAAGGCUCCUUCCAAGAAGCUGGUGUUAUCCAAGCUGCCUACAACCUCAACUUCCCCCUGCUGGCACUGUCCACACCAGGCCCCGCACCGGCCACCGCUUGGAGCGCCUUCUCCCUGUCCUCACCUGCUGUGGUGUUAGAGACCAUCAAACAGGCGGAGAAGAGUUCUCAGAACCGCACAUUGGUGCUGAGGCUGUACGAGGCCCACGGCAGCCAUGUGGACUGCUGGCUGCACAUCUCCUUACCAGUUCAGGAGGCUUUCCUCUGCAACCUCCUGGAGGAGCGAGACCCUGCUGGCCACCUGGCACUCCAGGACAACCGCCUGAAGGUCACCUUUUCUCCCUUCCAAGUGAGGUCCCUAUUGCUUGUGCUUCAGCCUCCACCAAAUUAAGUCUAAUUUGGAAGACUUUAGGAACACCUCAAUCUGUCUCCCCAGCCUCUUGUACAAUAAAUCCUCUGUCAGUCCUGCUGGUAA
This is a messenger RNA of Jaculus jaculus (lesser Egyptian jerboa), 3311 nucleotides long. RefSeq names its product mannosidase alpha class 2C member 1 (gene Man2c1). NCBI's taxonomy places the organism in Eukaryota, Metazoa, Chordata, Mammalia, Rodentia, Dipodidae. The record is from RefSeq and is a predicted model, not a curated record. The transcript is spliced from 26 exons. The coding region runs from base 54 to 3227 and encodes 1057 amino acids. Gene Ontology annotation, biological process: mannose metabolic process; oligosaccharide catabolic process. Gene Ontology annotation, molecular function: alpha-mannosidase activity; carbohydrate binding.